AUGCACACCAUCUUUCCGUGGAGUCGGCCCCGCCCCGCCCGGUCCCCGCUCUGUCUUCCCUGCAGGAUCUACUGGGGCUGCUUCUACUUUUUCCCCUGGCUGCGCAUGUGGCGGAGGGAGCGGAGCUCGGCGCACCCCCGGGAGCAGAAGCUGGAGCCUCUGCGGGGCCUGAUGAGCUGUCUGUCGAGCGGCCUGGGCCCGGUUCCCCAGCCCUCGGGCCGCGGCCUCCCCCGCCGCACCCCCUCAGCUGCUGCCCAGACUGCGCAGGCAUUAAAGAUUUAAACUGACGCUCCCCACCCCGGACUGCCCUCCCGCCUCCAUUUGAGCCGAGCCCCCGUCUACACUGACUCCAUGUCCUGAGAGUCUCCUCCCUCCCUAGUAGGGUGCCCAUGUGAGUCAAAGCCUACUGCCAUCGAGUCAAUCUGACUCAAAGCAACGAAGCAGAACGGCCCCGUGUGUUUCUGAUGCUGGGAAUAGUUACAGAAGCCUCCUCUUUUUCCCGCGGAAUUACCGGUGGGGUGGGGACUACUGGCUUUUCUGUUAUCAGCCCCACGUGGAACCCACUACAGGGCCCCUCAUCAGUGCCUGUUACUGCCAGUGGCCGCCCUCUCCCCACCACCAGUACCCCUACUCCCCAGCACUGUGAGUAAACGUUAUGGAGUGAACUAG
Molecule: messenger RNA, 669 nt
Organism: Echinops telfairi (small Madagascar hedgehog)
Lineage: Eukaryota; Metazoa; Chordata; Mammalia; Afrosoricida; Tenrecidae
Exons: 3
Coding region: 1-282 (93 amino acids)
Source: RefSeq, a predicted model, not a curated record